Messenger RNA from Drosophila grimshawi, 1478 nucleotides. It is a transcript of the gene Nufip, whose product is annotated as nuclear fragile X mental retardation-interacting protein 1. The record is from RefSeq and is a predicted model, not a curated record. The transcript has 3 exons. Gene Ontology annotation, cellular component: nucleus. Gene Ontology annotation, molecular function: RNA binding. Gene Ontology annotation, biological process: box C/D snoRNP assembly. Lineage: Eukaryota; Metazoa; Arthropoda; Insecta; Diptera; Drosophilidae. Bases 23 to 1432 code for a protein of 469 amino acids.
UGCCAUAAAUAUUAAAGACAAAAUGGGUCCAAAAUUUCUUCUGCCUUCGCCAAAUUUCAAUAGAAACAAGAAAGAACCCGAAAGGAUUAACCUGCAUUACUUAACUCCAUGUGGUAUGACACUGCUUCCACGCACCAAACAGCCACCCCCCAUGUAUGGAGCACGUGGCAGCACUGUGCCCGCAAAAUAUAUUAAACAUGAUCAACAAGAUACCAACAAGGCUCCAACAACAUUAUAUACACCAUCGCCGACACCCGAACAUUGUGCCAACUGUAGCAUGGAGUUGGCCACAGACCAUGACAUGAGGCGACAUUUGGAUCAGCAUGAGUUCUGUCCCGCUGAGGAUUGUAGUUUUGUGGCCUUGGCCAGUGUCAUGGAGCGACAUAUUGAGGCAAAUCACAUAACAGGCUUAUACAAAACCGUAAGGAAAGUGUGGACUCCUGAGGACAUUUCUGCUUGGCGUGCAGAACGAUGCAAACGGUUUCCCACUGCGACCAAUGUUGAAAAAGCCAAACGCGCAAAGGAGCAGCGCGUGAAACGAGGUGAACGAUUGGAAUCUUCUAAACCACAUUUUGCUAAAUCGGGCGACCGACGACGCAGCGGUCCACUAACAAAUACGAAUGAUCGCAAAACGCAAACUAAAAGGCAACGGCGUACUGUAAAAAUGGCAGUUGGGCAAAUUGAACAGCAAAAGGUACGAAUGGAACAGGAAAAAAGAGAUACUUCGCUACUCGAGGAUGCCGUCUAUCUUAAUCCAACCUUAGUGCCCAUUUUCCCAGGCACCAGUCGAAUGACAGACUACGAGCACAUUGAGGCAAAAGUCAAAUCCAAGCAAAAUGCAUUGAGUAACAUGUUGGGCAUGUAUGGAACGGACAGCGAUGAUGAUGAUGAACCGAUAGACGCAGAGAAUACUGUAGAAGUAGUUGAUUCGCCUAUAACUGUAGUAAAUUCAAUUAUUAGUAUAGACACAACGAAAGAGCAACGACAAAUCAAAACAAUGUUGGUGGAGCUUACGCAAGAAUGUUCUGCCAAGACAUUAGUAGAUACAGACUCAAUGAAUGUCUCCAGCUCAUCAGAUGAAGGACCUGAAGAAUUACCCAUUGAAAGAAAAGUUGAAGCAUUUUCAGCUCCCAGUGCACCGCAAAAACUAAAAUCAUCAACUGAUAAAAUUGAACGGAGCUCAAGACCAACGACUAGGCAUAGUUCUGGACGCGAGAAACCCAUUUAUGGCCUAAAUUACAAGCGAGCGCGUGAGACGAGCAAGCAAAAUACAAUGUUGUCAAAGCUGCUGGCGUCUGAUAUACGUCACGAACGGAAUGUCCUCUUGCAAUGUGUGCGAUACGUAUGCGAACAAAACUUCUUUGACAUUGGCAGUAGCGCAAUUUCUCUCACGACUGAAACCAUUAAUAUUAGCAAAGAUGUGAACGCUUAAGCAAACGUGUAAUGCGUAUAAAAAAUAAAUAUAAAUUUAAUUGAAA